AUGAAAAAGUAUGGCUACGUUGGUAUUGGCGUUUACCUCACUCUUAGUGCAUUGGAUUUGGCUGCCACCAUGGCAGUCAUCAAUGUCAAAGGAGCUGGUAAAGUCGUGGAGAUGGAACACUACGUGAUGGGUAAAGUAAAAGGUUGGGUGGGUAUGGAGCAUCCACCUUUGGAUAAAAGCCAACUAUACGAUCAUAAACCAUCCCUAACAUCCGUUUUUGUCGUGGCCUACGGAAUUCAUAAAACGGCCUUGUUACCUGUUCGAUUAUCGCUUACAGCAGCUAUUACACCCGCUGUAGCAAGACAGUUAAAGAAUUGGGGAUGGUUAAAAAGUAAACUUCCUAAAUAA
Mycotypha africana is the source of this 348-nucleotide messenger RNA. RefSeq lists its product as uncharacterized. Gene Ontology annotation, cellular component: mitochondrion. The record is from RefSeq and is a predicted model, not a curated record. NCBI's taxonomy places the organism in Eukaryota, Fungi, Mucoromycota, Mucoromycetes, Mucorales, Mycotyphaceae. The transcript has a single exon. Bases 1 to 348 code for a protein of 115 amino acids.